Cucurbitaria berberidis CBS 394.84 is the source of this 1233-nucleotide messenger RNA. RefSeq lists its product as uncharacterized. The coding region runs from base 1 to 1233 and encodes 410 amino acids. The record is from RefSeq and is a predicted model, not a curated record. NCBI's taxonomy places the organism in Eukaryota, Fungi, Ascomycota, Dothideomycetes, Pleosporales, Cucurbitariaceae. The transcript is spliced from 5 exons.
AUGGGCGAAAAAUAUACUACGAGCCCCGGCUUUACGGCCUGGGGGCCUUUCAUCAAGGACGAUUAUAUCAUAGAGCCCGUCAGUCGAUCCGACCUUAUCACAGCCGGGGUCGUAUUUGGUUUGGCUAACAUCUUCGCCCUCUCCGCGGCCUAUGUUAUCAUCAGACACACGAGGGCAUCUCGAAGACCUUUAAGGAGCGCUUACAUCUGGAUGAUCUGGCUGGAAUUGGCGGCAUCAGUAGUCAUUGGUAUCGAAUGCCUACUCCAUCUGCUGCGGAUCAUUCGACCAAGCUUUUACUUCUACAUACAGCUUCUACUUCAGAUUGUCAUCAACCGCAUUCGUAUCAUUCUAGACAGUAAGGAAAGAGGACGACAGCUUAUUAUUGGUACUGCCAUCAUUGUCACCCUAAUCAACAUAAGUGUCUUCAUCAUCUGGCUCCCCGCACGCCUUCAGAUAAGUGAAAGGUGGAUCCGAGUCAAUAAUGUUUGGGACCGCGUUGAGAAGGUUCUAUACCUUACCAUCGAUGGCUUUCUCAAUUACUACUUCGUUCGCGUGGUGAACGCCAACCUUGUAGAAAACGGGCUUGAGAAGUACAGACGCCUUGUGCGGUUCAAUCAACGUAUCAUCAUUGUCUCCCUUCUAAUGGACGUCAUGAUAAUUGGGGCAAUGAGCAUCCCGAAUGGCUUUGUCUACGCCAUCUUCCAUCCCCUCGCCUACCUUGUCAAGCUCAACAUCGAACUCUCGAUGGCCGAUCUCAUCAAGAAAAUUGCUCUGGGCCGCCCGCGCAAAAGCGAGGAUUUAGCCCUUAAGCUUACCUUCGGCACAUCGCCAGGCGGCUUUGGCAUGACCGAUAGCAGUGUGACUGCAGAACCGCAAUCUCUGCGGUUCUCCGCCCUGCAAAGUUCUUCUGAUCGUACCAACUAUAGUUCAUCUAUCAAGAACCACGAAAUCAGAAAGACGGAAGAAUUUGUCUUGCGAAGUUCCCUACAAUCUGAUUCUGACCGGGCCAUGUCGAAACACGUUGCUGACCGUUGGAUGGCGCAAGUCGAAGACGAUGACUUGGACCAAAUGAACUACACGCAUCGGACAAGUGACGACGAUAGCUUGGUGGAUGUUGCAAUAUCAGAGCCAGUUGGAAAUUCAUAUUUGGCAUUGAGCGUCGCCGGAAUACCUUUUGUGGCUUUCGAUAGUAUUCCAACGUUACGGCGCGUGUCAUGGGUUAUGGUCCUUUAA